Messenger RNA from Penaeus vannamei (Pacific white shrimp), 3920 nucleotides. NCBI's taxonomy places the organism in Eukaryota, Metazoa, Arthropoda, Malacostraca, Decapoda, Penaeidae. The record is from RefSeq and is a predicted model, not a curated record.
AGCUGCCUCCGGUGUACAUAAAUGGCAUAUGCUGCUAUGUGCACACGUACGCAGCUGAGAGAUUUACCUCUGGACACUUCCCAUGGCUCCAAGAGGUCCCAGUUUUACUUGUAAAUGUCACAUAACUUGAUGCAGAUGUCAGCUGAGCUACACGUCACAGCCUCCUAAGCUCCUUAUCAGUAUCAAACCAUCAAGGAUAUUGGUUGUAGAAAUCCGGCCAGUGAGAUGUAUCAUUGACACCCCUUCAGGACCAUCUCGCACAGCAAAGUGGAUGACUUACAAACACUGGAAGGAGCUGCGUUUAAUGCUGAACGAGAUUGCUGAUCAGUAUGAAGAGCAAAGGACCCUCCAGAAGGCCACAGAAGACAUAGAAUGUAAUAAAGGGAAAACCAAAGAAGGCUCAUCAAUAAAGAUAGGGUACAUGUUCACCACAUAUCGAAAGUGUUCUUGCGUAUAUUUGACACCUAGAGAUUCAAACACUUGGUCUGAUGAUGAUGAUGAUGAUGAUGGUGAAUUACGAGAUAGAGGUGGAAGAUACCAACACUUUUUACCUUGUGGUGAGAUGUUGGUAGUAAGUGUUGCUCUCCAAGAGAAUCAGCCUCUCAGUCAGCCCAAGGAGAGCCAAGAUGAUGAUUUAGACUUGCAGUGCUCAAGUGGAUCCCAGGUAGAAGGAAGGACGUCUUUCAUGAGCCCGGCACGAACGGAUCGCCAGCUCCUGAGAGCCUUGGAUAGCUCCAUAGUCUUUACCAAUACCAUCUCUGACUAUUUUGAAAGCAGCCAGAAAAAGUCUGUUUCACAAGUUUCGUCCAUGCAGUCUAAAAGCACAUCAGAAGACACUCUGAAAGACAAGCAGUCAGUGCUAAAAAAUAUGGCAAAUAAAUCAAGAAUGAAACAUGGCAAGAGGAAAAUUAGAGACUCAUCUACCAGCACUCAUGCCAGUUCAGAAAAUGAAUUUCCAAACAAGAGGCAAGUCUCCAAAUCCAUUUUUGAUACAGAUAACAGUUUUUCAUAUGACACAUCUCCACAAGGGCUUGACACAGCAAACCUUGACUAUAUAUUUACUGAAGAAUUUUCCCAGUGCACAUUUGUCCCUGCUGUAGAGGAAAAUUCUGAUAAUAGCUUGAAAAUAAGCAAGGAAUUUGAGCAUUCCUUACACACAGAUAACAGUGCUGCGUAUUCAGGUAGCAACCUUUUGCAUAAUACUCGGGAUAAUUCACAAGUCUCAAAACUAAAGUCAUCUGUGUCUGUACAGAUUAAAGUGUCAGUAGACAAAGCCAAGUCACCCUGUGAGAAUGUAAAUGAUGAUCAUACUAAAUCAACUCUUACAAAAGAUAGUUCACGUACUGGUGAUGAAAUGGAACAUCAUAGUCUUCAUUCUCCUGCUGGAAACAGUAUACAAUCUUCACCUAACAAGUCUUGCAGCCCAGUCCUUAAACGACGAUCAAAGAAUCACACACUGUCAUAUCUUUUGCAGGUAACUACAAAUCGAAGUAAAAGCAAGCAUGACGAUCUUCACAUAAAAAGAGAUGUGGAUACAGAAAAAAGAAAAGAAACCUCUCCUAAUUACGUGGACAAGUUUGACUCUACAGAUUUAUUUUCACCAGACAGUAUCUUCACUCAAGAUUUUCCCAGUAAAAGUGCAGCAGAUUUUCAAAAAAUGGUGAAACCAGAGCAUAGACAAAGGGACAGGAGGGCAAGGAAAUUAAAAGGACAAGAAACAGUGAAAGCAAAAAUGAAAUUGAAAGUAUUGUUUGGUGAUAGUGAAAUGCCACAUAGUGAAGCAGAGGACCAUAAUGAGAGAAAAGACUCUCCAGAAUCCAAAUGUAGUGUAAGUAAAGAAUGCGUAACAAAGCCUCUAAAACUAGAGGCUGUGGCAAAAAAUUGCUGUGCUGAUGAUGCCAGCACAUUUCGAAGAAGUCAUAGGAUUAAACAGUACAAAGAAAAAUUUGCCUUGAUAGAAAAGAACAAUUCUUGCGAUGAAACUACCUCAGAAUUAAAUGUAUCUGAAUCUGCUAGCACUGAAGCUAAAAGCCAGCCUUCUCAGGGAACAGACUCUGCACACUCAAAACAGCAGCCAGAUAAUGCCACUCUUAAUGUUAGGGACGUGCUAAUUUCGAGCAGGAAAGUAAGAAAAGUGUGUUCCUCCGCCAAGACCAUGAAAGCAAUUGCAGAGUUGGACAGGAUAAGAAAAGACAUGGAGAAGUUAGAUGAACUUCAAAAUGAUGAUGACCUCAUGUGCUCAUCCCAAAAUUCCUGUAAAGAUUUUGUAACAAAUAAACCAAAGAAAGGUAGACCUAUGUGCAAAAAAUCAAUGAAUAAACUUGCGAAUCAGUCAAAACUAGAUGGCUGGAUUACUCCAAAAGAAAAUGGAAACAAGGGUGAUACAGAAAGUGAAAACUCAAUUUCAAAAAUGAAAAGCAAGGAAAAUGGAGCAACUUCAGAAAUAAAAAACACAAGGAAUAGAUUGGGUAGAACUUCAAAAACAGCAAAACGAAAGACAAGUGAAGUUAUUUCAAAAACAAAGUGUAGAAAGAAAAGUGAGGGAAGGACUCAAGAAACGUCGACUCAGAAAAGUAUGAAGAGACAAAGAACAGAUUCUUCAGUGGGGAAAGGUAAUAAAAAAGACAAAAAAAGUCUGUUUGAACCAAUUAGAACUAGGAAAAUUGAAGUUGAUUCAGUUUCUUGGAGAGGCAGUAUUGUGAAUGAUAAUCAGAUAAGUUCCUCAAGUGAUUAUGGUCACACCAAAGAAAAAAUGGAAAACUCAGACAACAUUAGUAGUAAUAUGGAAUUAAGUGAUUGCAAUUUGGGUUCUGACCAUAAUUUCUCCAGUUUGCCAAACUGUGAAAUGUCUUUAGGUGAUAGCUUCAGACUGGAGGCAGAAAAUCCUUGCGAUAGUUGUUCCUUGCCUGAUUUAGACUUAAACAGAGAGUGUCAGUCUGAAAGUGGUGAGGACUCUAGCGAAGCUCAGGACAACCACCUAUUCCAAGACGAGACAAAAAGCUAUAACCAAAGGCUUUUUGCAGAUGAUGACAAUGAGGACUUAAAUAUGAGAUAUGAUACUAGUUCACCAGACAGCCCACAUGAAUCUUACAACAAAGAUGACGAACUGCCAACUGGGAGCAACAAGAAAGCCUCUGAGGAAGCUUCAUCCAUUUCAUCCCUUAUUGCCAUUCGUAACAGGCUCUCAGCCAUCUCCCUUGAAGACCUUGAACUUCGGAUGCACGAUGUGUUGCCCUACCUCAAGAAAAUUAUGAAGGGUCGGGAGCCAAGCAGGAGACAUGAGAUUUUUAGAGAAGGUGGAAGAGAGUUCAGAAAUAUGUCGGAUGAACUUAUAUAUGGGCCUUUCUCAGAAGAACAAAUAUUGCAUGUAAUUGAAUGCCUGGAGAGAGAAUUUUCAAAAAUAGUUGAAAAAGCUUGUGGGAAGCACAAGGUAAACCAGUACCUUUGGAGAGUACUUGCCCCAACUUUUUUUAUCAAAAUCGUAAUGGAAAAUGAAAAGCUCACCAGUUCUGAGGCAGAAAAAACAUUGGCUGAAAUUUCAUUAAACCGAACUGUAAAUAGUUGAGUUUAAUGUAUCACAUAGUUUUAUGUAAUUACAGAUAAUUAUAUUCUAUGACAUUUUAUGUAUAAUUUGUAUAUAAGUGUAUCUCACUGGAUAGUGUGUUCAGUGUGAGUUUUCAUUCCUAAAACACUUCAGCUGCUUUAGUUUUAUAUAAAGUUUUGGUGAUAUUUUAAAUUUUAUAUUUUUUUACAUUCUUUGUAGGUUAUAUUUACAACUGUUUAUUUUCUAGUACUGAUGACUUCAGUGGCCCCUUUCAGUAUACUGAAUGUAUUAUAAACCUAGUGCUUUUUGUGCAUAUUGUACAAAAGCACUCAUUCCCACAUUUCACAAAAACAGGUUUAUUAAAAUGAAUAAGUGA